Messenger RNA from Rhinichthys klamathensis goyatoka, 1191 nucleotides. RefSeq names its product tRNA methyltransferase 10A (gene trmt10a). NCBI's taxonomy places the organism in Eukaryota, Metazoa, Chordata, Actinopteri, Cypriniformes, Leuciscidae. Gene Ontology annotation, biological process: tRNA N1-guanine methylation. Gene Ontology annotation, cellular component: cytosol; nucleus; nucleoplasm. Gene Ontology annotation, molecular function: tRNA binding. The record is from RefSeq and is a predicted model, not a curated record. The transcript has 8 exons. Bases 84 to 1106 code for a protein of 340 amino acids.
GAGUCGCUUUAAAAUGACGCAACAUACAGCACAUGAUGACAGCCCUACUGCAAAGACAGCAGUUUAGAGGAUUUUCAGAUUAAAUGGCCACCGAUAUGGCCAAUGCACCUGCAGUGCAGGAGAGGAGCCAUGAAUGUGCUAACAAUGAAAACGAAUCUACAAAGGAUGAAAAUGAGACCGUACAGACUGGAGAAACUGAAGCACUGUCUAAAAGACAAAGGAAGAAACUUCUCAAGAGUCAACAAUGGGAAGAACAGAGAGAACUUCGCAAACAGAAGCGGAAAGAGAGAAAACAGCAGAGGAAGCUGGAGAGACAAGCGCAGGCUGACGACGGGGUGGAGUGGACGGGGAAGAAGCGUUUGCGCAGGUCGGCAGAGCCCAGCUCUCUCAGACUGGUCAUAGACUGCAGCUUUGAUAACCUCAUGCUGCUCAAGGAUGUAAAGAAACUUCACAAGCAGAUUCAGAGGUGCUAUGCUGAGAACAGACGCACCCUCCAUCCUGUACAGUUUUACCUUACAAGUCAUGGUGGUCAGUUGAAGCAAAUCAUGGAUGAAAUUAACAAAGGCUGGGUCAACUGGAAGGAUGUCCAUGUCAAGCCUGAAGCGUUUCAUGAAAUCCUAAGCAAGGACGACCUUGUCUACCUCACGUCUGAUUCACCCAAUGUGCUGGAAGAGCUGGAUGAAGCCAAAGCCUAUGUGAUUGGAGGUCUGGUGGACCACAACCACCAUAAGGGAAUCACAUUUGGUCGAGCCCAAGAGCUUGGCAUUGCUCACGCUCAGCUUCCGCUGGGCAGUUUCGUCAAGAUGAAUAGCCGCAAGGUGCUGGCUGUCAAUCAUGUUUUUGAAAUCAUCCUAGCAUUCCUGGAGAAACGAGACUGGCAGGAAGCUUUCUUUACGGUUUUGCCACAGAGGAAGGGAGCUGUGCCAGUAGGCCAAGAGGACAAGCUCGGAGAGUGCAAUGAUGAGGAAGACUCUGAUGAAGACUCAGACACAGAGCAGACAACCUCAGAAAAGGGAACGGACUCAAAGGACCAAUCAGAUAGCAAACAAGAAGAGCACAAACCUCUGCUAAACCAAUCAGAUUCCAGCGAGCGAAACACAGCAUAGAGAGACGUAACAUAUUUAUGCCAUUUCAUCUUUUUUUUUGCUAAUUUUUAAUUGUUUGUUUUUCUGAUGUUUUUCCUUUUAGUUU